AUGGCCAAGUCUUUGAAGGAGCUGGGUGAAAUGAUUCAGCGUUCGGAAGCAAAUGUCCGCGCUGAUAUGCAAGACUUGAAAGGAGAGAUGAGAAGAAUGACUGCUACAGUAGAAAAAGUUACAAAAAUAGCAGAACAUGCAAAAGAGGUAGCUGAUGCAAACGUAAACAAAAUAGAAUCUCUGACAAAAAGAAUUUCACAAAUGAAUGACAGACAGCGCAGAAGGAAUUUAAAAUUCUCUGGUAUUUCUGAAUAUAUUGGGAAUAAGGACCUGGAAAAGGAGAUGUUAGAAUGGCUCAAAGAACAAGGAAUUGAAAUUGAGCAGAAUGAAAUUGAGAGAGUGCACCGGGUGUUCACAUCACGAGGAGGCUCUGGACUACCCAGAGAUGUAAUCAUGGCAUUCACAAGAGAGAAGUUAAGAGAUCAAAUUUAUAAAUCACUCCGGCAGAAUGCAGACCUGCAGUUUAAACAGCGAAAGGUCAUAGUGAGACACGAUUUUUCUCAGGAAACGCUUCAAGACAGGAAACAUAUGCAGCAGUUUGCACAAGCUCUCUACAAUUAUAAAAUCCUCUUUACCUGGGCCUACCCUGCUACACUGCUGGUUUUUAGAGACGGCAGGAAAUAUUCUAUUCUUUUCUAG
Messenger RNA from Podarcis lilfordi (Lilford's wall lizard), 639 nucleotides. Lineage: Eukaryota; Metazoa; Chordata; Lepidosauria; Squamata; Lacertidae. The record is from the annotation of a GenBank genome assembly.